AUGGCAGACGAAAAGAAGGCGCCCACAGCCGGCUCCGGCUCCGGCACCGACUCACCACCCCCUGAACAUGGAGCCGCCCUCGACCAAAAGUACACCAUGAAGCAGCACUGGAAAUGCCUCGCCGCCUGCACCUUGAUGUCCAUGUGCCCGUUCCAGUACGGACUCGACUUUGGCCUGAUAGGCGGUUUGCAAGCCAUGAUCGGUUUCUUGCGGGUAUUCGGCUACUCCGACCCCUCCCUCCCAGGCGGGUGGAACAUUUCCACCGAACGGCAACAGCUCAUCUCCUCUUUGAUGACCCUCGGCGCCUUCCUCUCCUCCUCCCUCGCCGGUCCAAUCGCAACCGUCAUGGGCCGCAAGAUGACCGUCUGGCUCGCCAGCAUCCUCUGCGUGGUCUCCAACAUCGUCAUGAUGGCGACCACCGACAUUGGCGGGCUGUACGCGGGCCGUCUGCUGCUUGGGUUGGCCAAUGGCAUGUUCAUGACGUUUUCCCAGUUGUAUAUCCAGGAAUGCUCCCCAGCCCGGUACCGCGGGCUCAUGAUAUCCUCCUUCCAAGUUUGGACCUCCGUCGGCACCCUCGUAGGCACCGUCGUCGACAACUUCACCGCGCCCAUCGACGGGCGGGAGGCAUACCUGAUCCCCUUGGGACUAAUCUACAUCAUCCCCGUGCUCAUGUCAUUAGGGCUCUUUUUCGUCCCUGAAUCCCCCCGCUGGCUGAUGCAGCACGGCCGGACGGAACAGGCGCGCAAGGCGCUGCGGUGGCUGCGGCCGUACCCGGAUGCCGCCGUUGACGAGGAGCUAGACGACAUCAAGGUUGCGCUGGAGUCUGAGUCUGCCCAUAUGAAGAGCGUGGCUGUGUGGGAUAUGUUCCGGGACCCUGUCGACCGCCGCCGGACGAUCUUGGCUACGUGCGCCUUGACGGUGCAGGGCGCGUCAGGGGCUAUGUAUAUGAUUGCAUACGGCACAUAUUUCUUCCAAAUGGCCGGCAUCGGCGACGCAUUCCAGAACUCCUGCAUCCUGAUCUCCGUUGGGGUGGUCGCAAUUCUCAUCAACAGUGCCCUCGUCACCCACUUCGGCCGGCGCCGUGUCUUCCUCGUCAGCGGCCUGCUGCUCUGUGGUCUUGCCCAGCUCCUAACAGCCGUGAUAUACACCGUGAGCCCUGGCACAAAGUCCACGGGACAAGCAAUUGUCGGUCUGUCGGUGCUGUAUAUCCUAGGUUACAACGGUAUGGUCGCCACAUAUGCCUGGAUUUCGGGCGGUGAACUGCCGUCCCAGCGUCUGCGCUCCUACACCUUUGGUUUUGCCACCGCCAUUGGUUUCUUUGCAGCCUGGCUGGCCACAUUCACCGCCCCGUACUUUAUCAAUCCCGAGUCCCUCAACUGGGGGCCCAAGUACGGCUACAUCUGGACUCCAUCUUGCUGGCUGGCCGCCGCUUGGGUCUAUUUCUUCCUGCCUGAGGUCAAGGACCGCACGUUGGAAGAGAUUGAUGAGAUGUUUGAGGCACGCCUGCCUGCGAGAAAGUUCCGCAAGCAUGUUUGCAUUGGCCGGCCGGAGGUGGCGGCCGCUGAAAUACCUAGCUCAGAAGAAAAAGACGCCGAGGUUAUUCACGCUGAAGAAGUGAAGGCUUAG
Messenger RNA from Canariomyces notabilis, 1626 nucleotides. Its product is annotated as general substrate transporter. Bases 1 to 1626 code for a protein of 541 amino acids. NCBI's taxonomy places the organism in Eukaryota, Fungi, Ascomycota, Sordariomycetes, Sordariales, Chaetomiaceae. Gene Ontology annotation, molecular function: carbohydrate:proton symporter activity. Gene Ontology annotation, cellular component: membrane. The record is from RefSeq and is a predicted model, not a curated record. Gene Ontology annotation, biological process: transmembrane transport; carbohydrate transport. The transcript has 7 exons.